AUUAGGGUACUUCUUCAUUAGAGGUUAGUUCAGUUGUUGAGAAAUUGGAUUCGUGUUUUUGAGAAAUUCUCAAAUUUGUUUACGCAUUCGUUCGUAGUUUUGUGUCUGAAUUUGUAAGUUUAAGAUUCGCCAUGGACAUCGAUGUCGGACCAGUUGAUCCAUCUGUCCUCUACGAACAAGAUCUCCAUGUUUCUUCUGCUGUUUGGGAAGGACAGGAACGAGGUCUUCUUCGUUGUCAAGAACACACUUCAUUACUUCAUCAAUGGAAACUCACUGACGAACAAAUCAAGCUCGUAGACAAAGCUGGUUUCGGAUUCUUCCGCAAAAUCGGUCCAAUGAGUCUAAACAAUUCACUAAUCUCUGCACUUGUUGAGCGUUGGAGAAGAGAAACCAAUACUUUUCACCUUCCUUUAGGAGAAAUGACUAUAACCUUAGAUGAAGUUGCUUUAGUGCUUGGACUUGAGAUUGAUGGAGAUCCAAUUGUUGGUUCUAAAGUAGGAGACGAGGUUGCUAUGGAUAUGUGUGGUAGACUCUUAGGGAAGUUACCAUCUGCUGCUAACAAAGAAGUUAAUUGUUCGAGGGUUAAGCUUAAUUGGCUUAAAAGAACUUUCUCGGAGUGCCCUGAAGAUGCUUCUUUCGAUGUUGUUAAAUGUCAUACUCGAGCUUAUCUCUUGUAUCUUAUUGGUAGUACCAUUUUUGCUACCACUGAUGGUGAUAAAGUCUCUGUUAAGUAUUUGCCUUUGUUUGAGGAUUUUGAUCAAGCUGGAAGAUAUGCUUGGGGAGCUGCUGCAUUGGCUUGUCUUUACAGAGCGCUUGGUAAUGCUUCGCUUAAGUCUCAGAGCAACAUUUGUGGCUGCUUGACAUUGCUACAGUGUUGGAGUUAUUUUCAUCUGAACAUCGGUAGACCAGAGAAAUCCGAAGCGUGUUUUCCGCUUGCUCUUCUGUGGAAAGGUAAAGGCAGCAGAUCCAAAACCGACCUAUCUGAGUACCGCAGAGAACUGGACGAUCUUGAUCCAAGCAAGAUCACUUGGUGCCCAUAUGAAAGAUUUGAGAACUUGAUCCCACCACAGAUUAAAGCCAAGCUGAUCCUAGGGAGAUCAAAAACGACUCUUGUAUGUUUCGAGAAAAUAGAGCUACAUUUUCCAGAUAGGUGUCUGAGGCAGUUUGGGAAACGCCAGCCGAUACCUCAGAAAGUGAGACGUCGUGACAGAAAGAACAAGCGAGUCGAUGACUUGGACACGUCAAUGAGUCUAGCAUGCGAGGAAUGGACUGAACGUGGGGAUCACAUCAUGGACAGUCCUGGAGGCAGCAAUGUGGUGGAUGAUGGAGCGUACAUGGAAUGGUACGCUCGGAUUAGUAUCACCAAACUUUAUCGAGAAGCGUUUCUCGAGUCCCAAGUCAUGAAUAUGAUUGCUUGUAUGAGGGAAUUUGAGGAAGCUGCUUCAGGGAUUUCGAUGGAGAGAUUGUCUCCGGUCGAGAGGGAAGUGAUGGAGAGUGUGAAGGAUACAUUCUCUAAUAACUUGACGUUUGGAGGAUGGCAAGAAGUGGCGGUUAAUAGUGGUUAUGGGAAGCGCAAGCGUCGGAAUGAACAAACACCAACGAGUGGUAAUGAUAUUUCAUCUCUUCUGCUUCAAAAGGACACAUGAAUCUUUUUUUAUGUAUUAGAUUUAUUUUUCAUCUAUGAAACGUUGCAGUGUUUAUGUAUACUGUAUAUAGUAUUGGCUAUUUUGGUUAGAA
Molecule: messenger RNA, 1737 nt
Organism: Camelina sativa (false flax)
Lineage: Eukaryota; Viridiplantae; Streptophyta; Magnoliopsida; Brassicales; Brassicaceae
Source: RefSeq, a predicted model, not a curated record